UGAAAAAACGACCCCAUCUCAAGCCUUAUAAAUCUGGUUUUUCUCUCUUUGGUGUCGCACAUGAUUGUAAGCCACAAAUCAUUCUAUUUUCGAAACCGUUGCAUCCCCAGUUUAUAGACAAAUCACCAAUUUUCACUUCCCCCGCCUCCAGAUCAAACCCAAAAACGGAAAAAGCAAAAGCACACCACAACGCGUCAUGCCAUUGCCAGAACCACGCGAGCUCACUCCUCGAGUCUGCGAGUUGUCAAGCUGUAGCGAGGCAGACACAGAUCUUCUGAAGCGCUGCUCAAGCUGCAAGGCGGUGUACUACUGCGGAGCAUCCCAUCAAACCGCUGACCGAAGCCAUCACAAAAAUGGCUGCAUCAUCAUCAAAAAGUCACGCAAGGCGGUAGAGAAGGAGGAGCAAGAGCUUCGCGAUCAUCCAGGAGAUAUGUUCACCCCUCCGAAUAUCUUUGAGAAUGGCGUUGGGCAUUUUUGGGGUAUUCAUGAGACACGUGCGUAUAUGCGUGCACGGUAUCAUAUGGUCGACGUGUUGCUCCAGGUUUAUGGCGCACCAGGCGGGAAGAUCGAUGCUGUUCAAGAGGCAUUGGACCAUCUUCUUGAUAUGCUUCGUCUCUGUCGGGGGGACAACAUGGGUGUGAGGGAUCUUGUGCCGCAUUUGUACAUCCGCCUCAACAGGGAUCAGGAAGCCUACGAUUUCGUCAAGUGGUACGCGACCACCGGCUCAGAGUCGAAGUACGAUUGGGGCGACAUGGACCAGCCAUAUCUCGAUAUCAGGGACGCGGAUGUUUUGGAGGAACCACUGGAGACUUGGUCAAAUGGCAAAUAUCUCAGCUUAGGCCACGUUGCAGCUGUCACGCUUAUCAAAGCGAGGAUUCUGUUUGACUUGCAGUCUGCUCAGAACGCCGCCAGGGCCCUCAACGGUACCAUCCCAUCAGAGAUCGUGGGACUCAUCCGCGGCGAGCUUGUCGGCAGUGCUGUGGCCUCGCGUUCUGAUAUCCUCCUGGGUAGCACAGAACAUCUGUCUAAGCUCAUCAAAAAGGUUAAGGAUCAGAUUGUCAAGCUUUACAGAUCUGUGAAUGAGUAUAACCCGCACUUCUGGCGCUUAAUGUUGAGUAGUCCAGUAUCGGCCGCGUCUCAAAGGCCCGGAAUGUACUCGCACGAAACGAAGGAGGAAGCUUGUCUGAUGAUUGGGUACUGUCUUGCUUCCUGGGUUGAGACACCUGGGGCCUUCCAGUUGAUGAAGGAUUUAGGUCAAACUGUUUAGAAGAUUGGAUAUUUGGUUAUUUGGUUUAGUCGAGUAUGUUAAGGCUAUCAGGCUGUAUAAUAGGCUCUGCAUUAUAUCAGUAACCUAGAAUACAAAUUGUAUCAAUAUGGGUUCAGUAGUCAAGAAACAUGUCUGCUUUAGAAGGGUUUAGGAUAGGCUUAGGAUAGGCUUAGGAUAGGCUUAGGAUGAAAUCUUAGACCAGACGAUACUCCCCCACGCCGAUGGGGAGCAAGAUAACUAGCGGCAAGGUACACGUUGACUUCUCAAAGUUAACGUUCAGUGGUAGCGUACUCUACUUCCCCGUCGGCUGCUGUCUUGGCAGGCGUUGCCUUAACUCAAAGGCGGGCUGCACCUCUUGGAAUUAGAAGUCGUGUCAGUGAAGCACGAUUAUCUUGUGUCGAGUAGCUGUUUAUCUACAUGAUUGACACGAACCAUCCAAUCAUAUGCCUGU
Molecule: messenger RNA, 1718 nt
Organism: Fusarium verticillioides 7600
Lineage: Eukaryota; Fungi; Ascomycota; Sordariomycetes; Hypocreales; Nectriaceae
Exons: 1
Coding region: 197-1267 (356 amino acids)
Source: RefSeq, a predicted model, not a curated record